CAGUCGUUCUGGUCGCCGUCAGCGUUGGAUUCCCCUUCGUGAUCUUCCUCAUCGCCCGGAAGAAGCAUGAGCGGAUCUCCAGAGCAAACCCACCCAAGAAGACAGCAUCGUCUGUUGCUUCGCUGGCCUACUUUAUGUUCUGCAGCCACUUCAAGCCAGAGUACUGGUGGCUCUUCUCCUACGACUAUCUCGCGAAAUCGGUUCUACUUCUCUCCUCGAUCCUGGGGUCGCAGAGUACCUACGAAUGCUGCGUCGCCAUCUUCUUCAUCUGCUGGGUGUUGAUGCUGCCGUACAUGAUCAUCUCGCCGCACCGCAAACCUCUCGAGAACAUCCUGAAGCGCAUCAUCUACACUUCGAUAUGCCUGAUCAGCAGCUUCAGGUCGCUGUCGAGCCUGUUAUUGUAUCUCACGGCCCCGGAGCUACAGUCGACCGUGUUCUUUUUCCCCAUCGGCUUCAUGGAGAUUGCGGCGUUCCUGUUCAUGGGCGUGCCGCCGCUGACGAUCGGGAUCUGGUUCCUGCUGGAUUACAUCCGCCCGUUCAUGAAGCAUCUCAAGCCGUAUCUCGGCGUCUCGAAGGAUGCAGUCGAGGUGGUGGAUGAAAAAAAGAGCAUCGCCAGCUGCACGGCUUGAUGGUCGCUGUCAUCGGCUGGUAUGUCUGCGCUAUGGCCGGCCGACCUUCACCUGCUGCAUUGAAGCCUUUGCGCACCAAUACAUUUCCUAGAUGGCCAGC
This is a messenger RNA of Polychytrium aggregatum, 729 nucleotides long. RefSeq lists its product as uncharacterized. NCBI's taxonomy places the organism in Eukaryota, Fungi, Chytridiomycota, Chytridiomycetes, Polychytriales. The record is from RefSeq and is a predicted model, not a curated record. The coding region runs from base 135 to 629 and encodes 164 amino acids. The transcript has 2 exons.